AUGGAGUUUGGAUGCUUGCAGAUUCGCGACAGCACCAUCGACGGCGAGGUCGGAACGACCGGAACGACCAAGUCGGCCCACGUCGCCAGUCUCCAGUGCAGCGCUGUUGCUCCCUGCAUUUACAUUGGCCUCUUCGAUGUUGACUUGCAAUUUGCCAACUGGACCGCUGCCGCUUCAUGCCUUCGCGGAAACGCUGUUAACACGCGCGGCUUGGAAUGUACUGGAAAACCUUGUGUAAGAGGGAGCGUAACAGGCGAAUGCUAA
This is a messenger RNA of Colletotrichum orchidophilum, 264 nucleotides long. RefSeq lists its product as uncharacterized. NCBI's taxonomy places the organism in Eukaryota, Fungi, Ascomycota, Sordariomycetes, Glomerellales, Glomerellaceae. The transcript is spliced from 2 exons. The coding region runs from base 1 to 264 and encodes 87 amino acids. The record is from RefSeq and is a predicted model, not a curated record.